Micropterus salmoides (largemouth bass) is the source of this 1744-nucleotide messenger RNA. RefSeq names its product olfactomedin-like 3a (gene olfml3a). The transcript has 3 exons. NCBI's taxonomy places the organism in Eukaryota, Metazoa, Chordata, Actinopteri, Centrarchiformes, Centrarchidae. Bases 44 to 1396 code for a protein of 450 amino acids. Gene Ontology annotation, biological process: signal transduction. The record is from RefSeq and is a predicted model, not a curated record.
UGGCCUCUUACUCCCUCUAUCCUCCUCACCUUUUUUUUUGUACAUGUACUUACACUGUAUACAAGUGCUUAUAGGUUGUGUGAAGCUCUUAGGACGAUUCUGCAGGGGAACACAUCAAGGUGGGAAACCUGAGGAAUCCUUUAAAAUCUGCACAAAUAAACUCUGCUGUCCCAUUGAUCGGCUCACAAUGAAGCUGGUGUUUGUCCUCCUUGUAUCCACUGCCUGGACUUUCACUGGAGCCCAGUAUUACUACCAGGGGCUGAUGGAUUAUCUGGAGAACAGGUUGUUGGCUAUUGAGGACCGCAUGCAGUUGUGGCAUGAUCAGUCCCAUCGCUACCACAGAGAGCUGCAGGAUUUCAAAAAGCUGACUGUUGUGGCCAUGGAUGGGCUGAGGAACGAGCACAGCAUGCUAUUCAAAGACCUUGAAGGAGCUGCAGUCCGAGUGGACAGGGUGGAGCGAGAGAUGGACUAUGUGGAAACCCAGACUUCCCCUCGGGCCUGUGCGAAUAAGGCAGAUAAGGUGGUGGAGCAGGGAGCCUGGGGGCUGGAGGAGAGCAGAGGAGAGGAAGAGGAGGAAGAAGACUGGGAGGAGCUACACUCCAGAGUCUCUGACUGCGUGGAAAUCAUCUCUGGCAUCAGAUCAGUGAAGAUCCUGAAGAGAGUGGGCAGUCCCAAGGGCAUGUGGACAAGAGACCCCAGAUCUUCCAAGGUUUACGUCUUUAAUGGGACAUCGGGAGACAGGAUCUACCAGUUCAACUCUGUACGUGACUUUUCCCGCUCUGCUGGUGUCAACAACAGCAGACAGAUCAUGCUUCCCUCCGAGUGGAGGGGCCCAAGCAGUGCUGUUUAUAACGGUUAUUUGUACUACAUAAAGCAAGAGGCUGAUACAGACGUGCAGGUGGUCAGAUAUGACCUGCUGAGAGGCUCGGUGACAGACACUGCAAUGUUCCCUGUGGAGAGCCACGCUACUGUUUACAACCUCAACCCAGAGACUGUCGCCGACCUCGCAGCAGAUGACGAGGGCCUCUGGCUCCUCUACGCCACAAGCGACAGUGAACCAAACAUCAACCUCGCAAAGAUGGACCCUGCCACGCUUGAUAUAGAAAAUAUCUGGGACACCCAGUGCCCACGGGAGAACGCAGAGGCAGCUUUUGUAGUCUGUGGCACUGUCUAUGUUGUUUACAACACCCGCCUGGCCAGCCGGUCCCGGGUUCAGUGCGUGUUUGACGUUAACGACAUGGUGAUCAGUGAGGAGGCUCCCCUGCUCUACUUUCCCAGGCGGUACGGAGCCCAUGCCAGUCUGAAAUACAACCCAGAGGAGAAACAGCUCUAUGGCUGGGACGAUGGCUACCAAAUCAUUUACAGACUGACCAUGAAGAGGAAACUCCUGGUUUGACAGCUGGGAUGUGGUGUCAUGUUUUCAAAGGCAAGGAUAAAAAAUAGGAGCAGUAGCCUACAUUAGUCAAAGUCUUUCAGUAGCCUGCAGACUCUUCACUCAUGGUAGCUUUAAUAAAGAUCACCCACAUCACAAAUUUUUAAGCAAAUUAAUUAGCUUUUGAACUAUUAUUUAUUAAUUGGAUCCUUUCCUUAUGUGUGUAAUAAACAUAAUCAAAAGAAAAACAUGAAAAUACCACUCAGUUUAUUAGGGGUUGUCAUACUUACUGCUAUGCAUUGUGUGUGUCCUGCCCUCAUUUAAUUUGACCACCUGAUUUAGACGAAAACUCACUUCCUUUGUUCCCAUUCC